UCGGAGGGAAAAAGAGAUGACGAGCGCUCAGUCGUUGGUUCGGCUGACCCGAGUGUUGCAGCGUUAUCAGCAGGCCGAUGACGCGGCCUUAUCGCCCGUCGGCAUCACUCCUCGUCAGACGCGAAAAUGAGAGCCAUCGAGGUGGUGAUGGUGCUCGUCGCCGUGACUUCGGCGCGCGCGAUUUUGCACUCGGCCGGUUCGGGCUUCAACAGGGAAACCACCCUGUGCGAGGACACCAACGAAAUGUGCGGAUGUGACCCUGCCAGAGAAACCAUGCGUUGCUCAUGUCCAAAUAAGGGUGAAAAGCUCCACCUGCGUAACGCAACGAUUCCCGUCACCCUUCGCAAUCUGAUCGUCAACCACUGCAGUCAUGUCCUGGUGUCCAGCGACGCCCUCAACUCGCUCAGCUACCUGGCCAGGGUGGAAAUCUCAAACGUCGACGUUCUCCAGUUGGAGGAACGCGCACUCUUCUGGGAGCCGCAUCGACUCGUCUAUGGCCGUGAGGAGCGCACCUGGGUGCACGAAAACUUCCCUGACGAAAACAGGGAUGUUCAGUUCUACCUGAGCAACGUCUCGAACGCCCAAUUUCCGCGGUUCUCCUUCGGAGGACACGUGGAGGAGAUCGUGAUGGACAACGUGAGAGUGUCGAGGUUCGAGUCGUACGCCGUCGCCAACACCUACAACGUCAUCAGGACCCUCAAGUUGGAACGGUGCUCCAUUGACUACAUUGCUUUUCAGGCUUUUCGGAAAGUUCUGAUUGAAGAGCUAAUCAUCAGCAAGAACAGAAUCGUCAAAAUGGAAAGCAGCGCCUUCAAAGAGGUGUUGGUUAAGAACAGUUUCCGCUUCGAGCACAACUACGUCGACAUGAUGGCGAGCUCUGCCCUGGGGUUGAUAGGCCCCGUCAAAAUCGACGUCAAAGGAAACAGAAUCCAAGUUUGUCACGGCGACGCCUUCAGAAUCUUCAGCCGAGGCACUGUCCUGAUUUCGGACAACACGUUCUACAGCAUCAGGGCCGGCGCCCUGAGGGGAUUCAAACCCUACGAGCCGCAGUUCUACCCGACGCCCAAACCCUCUCAUCAGGACGAUCAGGUCGGCGACUACCCGCAACUGCUUCCUGAACCUUGGGAGGAUAAGGAGAGGCCGCACGAAAUGAUGCUCAACAACAACACGCUGAUGGAGUUUGAAAAUGGUGCCUUGAGUGUAAACAGAGGGUACAGGGUGGCCUACGACAGGGUGCAACUCAACAAGGAGUGCGACUGUGACGGAAUUUCCUUGUUGGCCGCAGAUUUGGUCGGACUGCAAACUGGGAUCAACGGAUUUUCUGUUCUUUCAGCACAGAAUACGUCGUCCCUCCACAGGGCCCUGUGGUGCAAGCAGUCCCGAAGCAACCAACCCACCUCCCUUUCCGCCUACGAGAGUCAACACUGCCAAGGAGGCGUCCUUUCCUCAGGGUGGUCUAUCCUGAUCAUCGUGGCCGCCUCCAUUCUCUUUGUGAUGCUGCUCGUCGGUCUGGCCGUCAUUCUCUGGUGCAGUUACCGCCGCAACAAACUCCAAAUAGUCAAGCCCGAGAAGAAGGUCUACCAGCAAACCGAGUUCAAGGUGGUGUACGAGCCGGUGACUGAACUGCAACUGCAGAACCUGCCCACCCCCAAGACAGUGCAGGUGCCCCCUGAGAUGCGGCCUUUGAGGCCUGUGACGGAGGAAGAGCCGCUCGAGGAGGUGCAGGAGACAAGAACCGAAGUCAUACCGUAUGCAACCGUGCAAAUUGUGAACGGAAGCAAAGAGACUGUGUAUGAAAAUUGUGCUGCCGAAGGACAGCCACAAGUGAUUUACGAAGAAAUUCAACCUGCAGAGCGACGAGUGACUUUCGCUUCCAGAACUGAAACUGCCGCUCCGAGAGAGUUCCUCGAAUCGGAUAUAAUUUAGAAAUAACUUUUAUAUAUAUUAUCAUGAAAACGGUUAUGCUUCCUUAGAUUUAUUAUUUCCAAAAGUAUUUGUACUUAAAUACGUUUAGUUUAAAUCAAUCUGAAAUAAGUUGAUUUUUAAACUUUAAACUUUUAGCAACUUUUCUCAGUAUUAUCAUGUGUGCCAUUUCAAGAAAUAAUUGCAUGAAUAAAAUGCACGUCCGAAGACUGGAUUACGAUUUCAAAGUAUCAUGUGUUUGCGCUUGCAGUUUCUUGCAACCCGACACCGAUUUGAAACCGCUACUUCAAUAGCAAGUGGCGUCUGAGCAGAAAAUAAGCCAACUUUGCGCGAGUUCGCAUUUAAAUUCAUUGAUAAUUCGCCGGCUGUGCAUCGAAUGUUUUCACUUGAAUAAAUAAAUCACGAUUAUGCAAAACGCGACCAUCUUUCAAUACAUGCAAAUCGCUUAAAAUAAAUAUUGCUCUGUACUCACCUAAACGGGAGGACGCCUUGCAGAGCCUGGUUGAUUGUGGGGGGACUAGCAAGGGCGAAACCCUUUCCCAACAGGGUGCUGUUUUGUUGAAAGACUUGCUGGGCCACUUCUUCGACGGCCUCUAUGUCUUCGUCAACCUCCUCAACUUUAAAAUAAAAAA
Neocloeon triangulifer is the source of this 2555-nucleotide messenger RNA. RefSeq lists its product as uncharacterized. The record is from RefSeq and is a predicted model, not a curated record. NCBI's taxonomy places the organism in Eukaryota, Metazoa, Arthropoda, Insecta, Ephemeroptera, Baetidae. The coding region runs from base 127 to 1926 and encodes 599 amino acids. The transcript is spliced from 4 exons.